UGUCUGUUGUUUGUUUGUAUGUAUUCAUUGGCUAUCAAAAGUUUUUUCCCCUGUUUCACAGCUCCAUUUUACCACUUUACAAUUUUACAUCUACAUAAUUAACUAAUCUACUGUUCACCCACAAUCAUAUGAGGACAAUCUCCAUUUAAAGCUUCCACAGACUUACAUCUGCACAUUUAUUUUCAUUCAUUCAUCUAUCCCUCUUACAGCUCUCAACUGUUACUACCAGAUGUCCAGAUCCUUCCCUCUUUUUUGUUCAUACUAACCACAUACCCCUCUCCUCUUUUUUAGCACCUUAUUUACUAGCACUUUAUUUUCUUUCUUUAAAAAAUAUAGCAUUAGUCCAAUUUGCUACUUCUUUUCACUAUUUUCUUUAGAUUCAAGAAUGGACCACUUGAGAAUCAAAGCUCCACGUUUUGCUUAUGUUUUCUUGAUCUUUCUCACUCUUUCAUGGGGUUUACAGAAUGCUUAUGGACAGCAAAAGAAUCCCAUUAGAACUGUUGUUGUGUUGGUGUUGGAGAACAGAUCUUUUGAUCACUUGCUUGGAUGGAUGAAGAAGUCAGUGAAUCCAAGAAUCAAUGGUGUUACUGGCAAAGAGUGUAAUCCAGUGUCGACUAAAGCUCAAGAUACUGAAACUGUUUGCUUUACUGAUGAUGCACAGUAUGUAGAUCCAGACCCUGGCCACUCUUUCGAAGAUGUGGAGCAACAGGUAUUUGGCUCUAGCUCACUUCCAUCAAUGUCAGGUUUUGUUGAACAAGCACUCACCAUGUCUGAUAAGAAUCUAUCAAGAACUGUCAUGAGCGGAUUUAAGCCCGAAAAUGUCCCAAUUUACGCUACAUUAGUCCGUGAAUUCGCGGUAUUUGAUAGGUGGUUCAGUUCAAUUCCAGGUCCAACACAACCAAACAGGCUAUUUCUAUACUCUGCAACAUCUCAUGGUUCCACUAGCCAUAACAAGAAGCAACUAGCUACAGGAUACCCACAAAAAACCAUAUUUGAUUCGCUACACGAAAACGGAUUGGACUUUGGUAUUUACUACCAGAACAUACCAGCAACUUUGUUUUUCAGAAAUCUAAGGAUGUUGAAGUACAUGUUCAAGUUCCACCAGUAUGAUUUGAAGUUCAAGAAAGAUGCUAAAGACGGAAACUUGCCUAAUUUGACAGUGAUUGAGCCGAGGUAUUUCGGUGUAGUUGGAUAUCCAGCAAAUGAUGAUCACCCAUCACAUGAUAUUGCUAAUGGACAGAAAUUAGUGAAGGAAGUUUAUGAGACAUUGAGGGCUAGUCCACAAUGGAAUGAAACACUUUUUGUUAUUACUUAUGACGAACAUGGAGGAUUUUACGAUCAUGUUAAAACUCCUUAUGGUGAUGUUCCAAAUCCAGAUGGGAAUACUGGUCCUGCACCUUCUUUCUUUAAGUUCGACAGGCUUGGUGUUCGUGUGCCCACCAUUAUGGUCUCCCCUUGGAUCAAGAAAGGAACUGUGAUAAGUAAGCCUAUGGGACCUAAACAAACUUCAGAGUAUGAGCACUCAUCAAUUCCAGCAACAAUAAAGAAAAUAUUCAAUCUAAAAUCCAAUUUUCUAACUCAUAGAGAUGCUUGGGCUGGCACAUUUGAUCAUGUUAUUGGUCAGUUGUCAUCACCAAGAACUGAUUGCCCUGAGAUUUUGCCCGAGGCAUCUCCAUUGAGGAGUACUACGGAAGCAGAUGAAACUCGGGCAUUGUCCGAGUUUCAGAGUGAGGUAGUGCAGCUAGCGGCCGUGCUGAACGGGGACCAUUUCUUGAGCAGCUUCCCACAUGAAAUGGGGAAGAAAAUGAAUGUGAAAGAAGCAACUAGUUAUGUAGGAGGUGCAGUUUCAAGAUUUAUAAGUGCAAGUAAAGAAGCUACUAAGUUAGGAGCAGAUGAAUCUACUAUUGUAGAUAUGAGAUCCUCUCUCACUACUAGAACCUCUGUCCACCACUAGUUUAUUAAUAAAAAUAUAUACUUUUGUUUUUGUGAAUUUUGGCAUCCAUAUAUAUUAUAUAUAGAGAGAGAGUUCAUGUUGCUACUA
This is a messenger RNA of Capsicum annuum, 2041 nucleotides long. RefSeq names its product non-specific phospholipase C6. Gene Ontology annotation, biological process: phospholipid catabolic process. Lineage: Eukaryota; Viridiplantae; Streptophyta; Magnoliopsida; Solanales; Solanaceae. The transcript is spliced from 4 exons. Gene Ontology annotation, molecular function: hydrolase activity, acting on ester bonds. The record is from RefSeq and is a predicted model, not a curated record. Bases 386 to 1954 code for a protein of 522 amino acids.